Molecule: messenger RNA, 453 nt
Organism: Rotaria sp. Silwood2
Lineage: Eukaryota; Metazoa; Rotifera; Eurotatoria; Philodinida; Philodinidae
Source: the annotation of a GenBank genome assembly
AUGUUUCUGUACGAUGCUGGCCAAUUAGCCAUUGGUGAAAAGUCCCUUGAUCUCACUGAAGCUCGUCUCAAUACUAUUGAUUUACGAAAUCAAAGAUGUCUAAUUAAUAUCUCUUUAAAAGGUACGCAUCUCAAUAAUGCCUCAUUUGUUGGUCAAAAUCUUUCAUAUGGAAAUUUCACAAAUGCUCAUCUUAAUCAUGCUAAUUUUAGUGGAUCCAUUUGUAUUGACAAUACUGAUCUUGGAGGUGCAACCUUCUUGGCUACAAAUUUGUCUUAUGCCAAUUUGUCGCACAUUCAAUGUCCAGGUACCCUUGGAAAUAUCUCGGCAUGUCAAUUACGCCAAGCUCUGAUACUUGAAAAUGCUCAAAUGCCAAAUCGAUCACUUGAAUUACUGCCUAUAACUCUUCUCUACAGUGAAGGUCAACCGCAUUGCCGGUCAUCUGUUCUAGGGUGA